Molecule: messenger RNA, 1301 nt
Organism: Vitrella brassicaformis
Lineage: Eukaryota; Vitrellaceae
Source: the annotation of a GenBank genome assembly
UACCUGAGUGCUUUGAUAAAGUCAAUCAAUGAAAUAACGGUCUCUGUGAAACUAUCACACGUCGUCUAGUGGCCCCCCCCCCACACACAUGCACCCGGCUGGCUGACCCCAUGAAGGACACUCACACCACCUCACACCACACUCGACUGAUUGCGGGAAACAGUGCCCGCCUCUCGCUGCGGCUUUCUGUACAAUUGCUCGAGAGGCGCGCAGUUGAUCCAGGCAACCAACAGCCACAGAUAGAUAACAAAGCACAUACAGCAGACACACACACAGAUCGACAGACAAGUCAAACAGACACAACAAGGGCUGCAGGCAGGUAGGCAGGCCCGCGUACACAUCACGAAUGAACGAACGAAUGAACGAACGAAUGACCCAGCCCACACCCAUACAAAGAUUUCUCACACGCUUCGGGCGUCGGCAGUGUAGAGCUGCUGCCGUUCAGACCGGAUCGCCGAGAGCUGAUUCUGCUGCUCCUGCCUGUGGCACUCGCGAAGAAGGAAGUCCCUCCCCGACAAAGUCAUCAACGUCAUGCGGGAUCUCCUGGCGGUGGUGGGUGGAGUCCCAUCUGACGAUGAUGACGAGCGUGUGCUGGCGUCGGUGGGGCAGGGUGAGGGGGAGCGGUCGUGUGGAUGCUCCUCGCCCUCCUCCUCAGGCAGCAGCCGCAGCAGCAUCGUGUGCGCGAGCCAGAUGCGGUCCAGGGCAAGCGCGUCCUUGACCCAGCGGCCGUCAAUGGCCAUCUCCUCCUGUCCGUCGUCGUUAAUGCGUCGUGUCCAGCCGACUGCUUCGAGCAGCUGACAUGCGGCCAGGUGCCGCAUGAUGGUCUCCUGGAUCUUGGGAUUGCUGGUCUGCAGACACCACACACAGACACACACCGGGUGUGCUCUACAGCUGCUGUCAGGUGUGUGUGUGGGUGUGUGUGUGUGUGUACCUUGAAGGAGCGAUACUUCUUGCUUCUUGGAUGCUUGAGCAGGUUCCCGUGAAGCCGGGCGAGAGUUGCAGCGCACUCCUGUCGCUCCUCAAGCAAAGCGAUGGUGUUGAGCGCAGUGGCAGCUCGGCUGAUCUGCACCUCCAUCGCCUCAAUCGCAUCUUCCGGCUCGGUCUGAUACACAGCAGCGACGUCCAUAUGUGGCUGCGUGUCGCCCUGGAUGAGCUCUGCAGGAUCCAUGAGGCUGAACGAGUUGUUGUGUGACAGCUGUUGGAGGCAGUGAACGAGGGCAGAGAUCUGUGGCUUGUCGUGCGAAGGGGUGCUGCGACAGGGAUCGACAGACGGAAUGCAGGGAGGGAGGAGGGGGGAGGAG